AUGCGCCUCGAGAGCUUCCUUGUCGUACUUUUUGGGGGUCUCACCCUAGCGGAAAACGAUGCCACCAAUGGUAAACAGGAAUCUUCCCCUCGAGUCCGUGGCUGGAUCGAAAAUCGAGCUCCCACUACUAGUCCCUCUAGUAGUACCCCAACGCGUCCAACUACAACUUCGCGUCAAACAGCUAUCUCGACUAGUAGCUCCACUCAGAUACUUAGUAGUUCCAAGUCUACCACGAGCUCUCCGUCGACCACUCCAAGUUUGACACGUACUUCAUCUACUUCGUCUAUCUCGUCUCUUUCGUCUACUUCGUCUCGCUCGUCCUCCUCCUCAAUCCGCUCUUCAAUGUCGUCUUCCACAACAUCGCUACCACUUCCUACUUCCUACGUGGAUUUCGGCAUUACCUUCUCAGGAUUCAAGGAAACUAAACACAACAUCACAUAUGGAUUUACGCUGCCUCCAAGCAAUGCGACAGAAUUUUUGGGGGAGAUAAUUGCACCCGUUGCCAACAAAUGGGUUGGUGUUGCUAUUGGCUCAUUGAACAGUAAUAUGAUAGCCGGUUGGCCGAAUGAUACACAAGUUGUUGGUUCCUCGCGCUUCUUGAGCUCGGGACUUGCUGUGCAGCCAAACCUUGUGAUGAACCUGACCACGGUUGCAAGCUCUGUCAACAAUACACACUGGUCUUGGGUAUAUCGCUGCGCAAACUGCACUGAAUGGUCCGGCGGGAAACUGGCUGUCAACGGAACACAAUCUAUGACCUGGCUAGUCGGAUUGCAGCCUGUUCUUACUCCGGAGGCAGACAAUAGCACGCUGAGUGCCAUCAGCGAUAUCGGUACUUGGCAACAGGAUUUGGCCGCUGCGCAAAACAGUGGAUAUUCAAAUUUUACGGUGGCCAGUAGCAGCAGUUGGGUCCGAAGAACUAUGUUCCCUUCAAAAAGUAUCGGGCAGUCCCGAUACGGACCCGCGAUUGCAACUCAUGCCGGGAAAUUGUGGAUCUCCGGCGUCAUAAACGACCAGUCACUUUGGUACGCAAGUGGCACCAACACCGUCUUUGCUCAAAGCACCACGAAUGUCAACUCCGAAAUCGCAGCGGAAGGCCCUGCAUUAGCCGAAUUUGCUGAUGUUCUCCAUCUCGUUUUUCCCGAUAAGACCACAGGGAAUUUGGUGCACUUGCAGUAUGACGAUGCAUCAGCAACCUGGGGUCAGAGAGUUGUCACAGCUUUCGCGAGCACUGCGCCAGCUACGUUGACAACAUUCAAUGGAGCGCUUGUGCUGGCUUAUAUCGACGGGACUCAAAAUAACCGACUCUAUGUUGCCCAAUGGGACCCGGAAAACCUUUGGAGCGGUCGUUAUGACCUGGGAGGCUCCCCGCAAACGUGGGGAACUGCUGCUCUCUACGCUCUGGGCUCUCAAAUAUACCUGCUGUAUGUUUCGAACAACAGCGGGCGGCAUGUCCAAGCUUUAACGUCCACUGCAUGGAACUCGCCAUGGGUUAAUGCUACAGCGCCAAACGAGAGCACGGCUUUUGGAACCAGCGCGGCAACAUACGAAAACACGGCUGUGAUGGCUUUCCAGUCCAAUAACGGGAAGGGGCAGCUCUUUGCCAGCAUUUAUAACGGUGUGAGCUGGGCUGGUCAUGAAGAUACGGGCCAAACUACCAGUCAUACCCCCGCCGUUGCCGUACUUGAUGGGAUCGCGAACUGUAUCUUCUCGUCGCAUGAUUCCUCGUCAACAGUGCUGUGGACACAACGACCUGUUUCGCCUUUCUCCCUGAGCAGUUGGAUGGCUCAUCUGAGCGACAGCCUUUUGCUAUCACAACUAUCCAUUCCCGGCUCUCAUGAUAGUGCUUCCGUGACUAUUGUUCCAUUUACCGCUACCCAGGAUUUAUCCAUCACCGAUCAGCUCAGCAUGGGCAUACGUUUCUUCGAUCUUCGCUGCACAAUCGUCGACAACGUCCUUGAGAUGUAUCAUGGCUCAAUUCCUCUCGGAACGUUCCUGUCGGACAUCCUAGGAGAAAUUUACUCCUUCAUAGGAAAUGCUGGCUCCAGUGAAGCGAUCAUUGUGUCUAUCAAGCAGGAUCAUGACCCCGUUGACUCGAAUGUGCCAUUCGAUCUUGCUGUGUUGCGUCUUUUGCAGCAAAAUGGACAGUUCUGGAAUCUCGGCGCGACAAUCCCCACUCUAGGAACUGUUCGUGGGAAAAUUCAGCUUGUGCGUCGCUAUUCUAGCACCACUAGCCCCGAAACCUCGAUUGGCAUCGCCGCGACCGGGUGGCAAGAUAAUGUGCCAACUUUCAACAUCACUUUGCCAAACGGUGCCUUCGUUAUCGAGGACCGGUACAACUAUGAUGGCGUUGUUGGCUUGGAUCUUGUCGUUACUAACAAGACCAGCUAUCUGCUAACAUCUUUGGUCAACGCGCAGAACGACAAUACGAACUCGAAUUGGUAUAUCUCGUUCUCCAGUGCCUCCAAUACGCCAUUCAAUGAGCCGGAGACACUAGCGGUGGGGGGUAUCGCGAUCGUUCCGCCUGGCUUCGUCGAUGGUGUCAAUUCUCGACUGUUCACCUAUCUAUACUCGCUAUUGGGAGGAACUCGCAGGGUUGGCACGAUUAUGAUGGACUUUGUUGAUACCCCGGAUGGUGGAGGGCUUCCAGAGCUCAUAAUCUCUCUCAACGGAUGA
Messenger RNA from Mycena indigotica, 2673 nucleotides. Its product is annotated as PLC-like phosphodiesterase. Gene Ontology annotation, molecular function: phosphoric diester hydrolase activity. Lineage: Eukaryota; Fungi; Basidiomycota; Agaricomycetes; Agaricales; Mycenaceae. The transcript has 9 exons. Gene Ontology annotation, biological process: lipid metabolic process. The coding region runs from base 1 to 2673 and encodes 890 amino acids. The record is from RefSeq and is a predicted model, not a curated record.